This is a messenger RNA of Podospora bellae-mahoneyi, 3590 nucleotides long. RefSeq lists its product as uncharacterized. Gene Ontology annotation, molecular function: small GTPase binding. Gene Ontology annotation, biological process: protein import into nucleus. Bases 298 to 3369 code for a protein of 1023 amino acids. Lineage: Eukaryota; Fungi; Ascomycota; Sordariomycetes; Sordariales; Podosporaceae. The record is from RefSeq and is a predicted model, not a curated record. The transcript is spliced from 4 exons. Gene Ontology annotation, cellular component: cytosol; nuclear envelope.
ACCUCUUAAGCUUCGAGGUCCAGCGCUCCACUCGAGAUUUUGGAGGAGGCGUCAGUCUUCUGAAAUGCAACCCCACCUUCGGAUAACACCGCCAGUCUGAUAUUUCGAGACAGUCCCGUCACGUUCUGACAACAGCUCUCCGUGUCGUCCAGAGUUGCCUAAAAGCAUUCCGAAAACGUGGACAGCAAGGUCCUAUCUACUUUUAUACAACAACACCAGCUGUGACAGCUCUUAUCGAAUACGGCGUAACCCCCCCAAUUCCCCGGGAAUCAUUAUUCCGAGCUCCAGCCGUCCACCAUGGACGCCCAUCUCGUCCGGGUCCUUGUCGACACGCAAAAGCCCCAAGAAGCGCCUCGAAAACAGGCCGAGCUCGAACUCCAACAUGCCCAAAGGAACCCCGACUUUCCUCUAGCACUCACACGCAUCGGCCUAUCACAGCAGCUCGCGGUCGGAAUCCGACAGGCAUCCCUGAGUGCCCUCCGCAGAUUUGUUGAGAAGAACUGGCAACCCGAGGGCAAUGAUCCGGACCAUGUGCCCAUUUCCGACGAGACCAAAGAGUAUUUGAAGACUACUAUUCUCAACCUCGCCAUAGCUCCCGAGGAUGAGCAGGAUGAGCGCAAGGUCAAGGUCUCGGCCAGUCUUCUUAUUUCGAAGAUCGCCGUCGCCGACUUCCCACACAACUGGCCCAACCUCCUGCCCACCGUACUGGGUAUUAUGCCCACUGGCAACGAUGCUCAGCUCCAUGGCGCUCUUCGAAUUUUGCAGGACCUUGUAGAGGAGGCCAUCACCGAUGAGCAAUUCUUUAGCUUGGCCCGCGACAUUAUUACGGCAUGCUACGAGGUGGCCUUGAACGUAAACCGCAAGUCUCAGCAUCGUGCGCUGGCUGUCGCUGUCUUGCGCGCCUGCUUCGACCUGAUGGAAGUUGUGAAGGAUGGCCACAAGAAGGAGGUUAAAGCCUUCGCCGAUGAAGUCUUGUCUGGGUGGCUUCCAUUCAUGGAGCAGGUCGUCUCCAGCCCGCUUCCAGAAGUUGCCAAUGCGGAUAACCAACCGGAGGAGUGGUACGGCCCAGUUGCGCUCAAGAUCCAGGUCCUCAAGACUCUGAUCAAGAUCAAGACCGUAUUUGGUUCUCUUCUCUUGCCUCAGAGCCCCAAGUUCUUCACGGUAACAUGGCAGGAGCUUAAGCGGUUGGGACCUGUGUAUGAAGCACUCUACGUUACUAGCGAUUCGCAGAGCCGCUUGGAAGACACAGAUGGCCUUCCGUAUUCGGUCGACGUCCUGGUGUUGGAUGAGCUGGACUUCCUUAACCAGUGCAUGCGGGCAAGCCCUGUGGCAAAGUCGCUGGAGGCUGAGAUUGCCAGUCACGGAUCGGUACACAACACGCCUUGGGUUCUGGAACUCAUGGAGAUCCUCGUCAGGUACGGGCAGGUCAGCCAAGAGGAGGAGGGCCUCUGGGAGCUUGAUGUUUCUCUCUACCUUGCCGAGGAGACGUCCGUGUCGUCAAACUACACGGCCAGAACCGCCUGCGGUGACCUGCUCAUCAAGAUGGGUGAGUGGAUGGGCGAAAACGCCUUCGUUGGGCUGUAUGCAUUUACCAAGACACUUUUCGUGGGAGAGCACCCAAGCUGGCAGAAGCAGGAGGCGGCUCUUUUCCUGUUCAUAUCCCUCUUCAACGAUUUUUAUGACUGCGAAAAGAACAUCCCACUGGACAUGUCCCACGCCUGGCUGGAGCUUGUCAACUACGCCAUUGGCAGGCAGGACCUGCCCAUGUUGCGCGCUAGAGGCUAUCUGGUUGCUGGUGCCUUGGCCAGGACAUUUGAGCCAGCUCUUGGUUUGCUGGACGCCGUCAUCACCGCUAUGAACCAGGACGAGUCUGAGCUUGUGCAGGUAGCUUGCGUCAAGGCAGUCGAAGGCUUCAUUAUCGGUGGCGCUCCCAUUGAAGCGCAAGUGCCCAUUAUCGUCGCUAUCCAGCAAUUCCUCGAAUCCAAGGAUAUGAGCGAUCUUGACGAUGCCGAGGAUCUUCUUGUCACUCUCCUCGACACGCUUAGGUCAGCGUUCAAGAUGGACUACCGUAUUGUCCUCUCGCCCGAGAGCAAGGCGCUCGACUUGGUGUUCUUGGUCGUGAAGCAUGGUGCUGCCAACCUUCAAGUCGAUGGCCUCGUCAACGAUAUUUUCUACGAGCUUGCCGAGAGGAUUCAACAGAUUGAAGACCCAGCUCUCUAUACCGCCCUCUGCAGCAAGGCUCUGCCCUCUAUCACUAGCACCUUUGACGUUGCCAAUCUCACUCAGGAUGAGCCGCUGGUUACGAUUGCGGCCGAGAUUCUCGCCGUUCUCCUCAACUUUGGUGUUGAGCCGCUGCCCGCCGGCUUGGUUGCCACGGUUCUUCCCAAGGUCAAUCGGUUGCUUAUGUCUUCUGACGAAGCUGAGGUUCUUAGGCCCGCUGCCGAAGCUGUCAAAUACAUGCUCCAACACGACCAUCAGCAGAUGUUUAACUACCAAGACGAAAACGGCCGUUCUGGGUUGGAGGUCUGUCUCCACAUUAUCGACCGUCUCCUUGGUCAGAACUUGGAGGAUAAUGCCGCCGCUGAAGUUGGUGGUGUUGCUGCCGAACUCGUCGAAAAGGCUGGCCAAGAGAGGCUUGGUCCCUUUUUGCAACAGCUUUUGCAGGCUGUUGCGCAGCGUCUCGACAGCGCUCAGAAUGUUGGUCUGAUACAGUCUCUGAUCCUGGUCUUUGCUCGCCUUUCCGAGGUGGGCGCUCACGAUGUUGUGGAGUUCUUGAGCAGCAUCAACAUAAACGGGCAGAAUGGCCUGCAGGUUGUGCUGACCAAGUGGUUGGAGAACUCGGUCAACUUUGUGGGGUAUGAGGAGACUGCGAGAAACAUCAUCGCCCUCUCCAAGGUCUACGCCCUCAACGACCCCCGCGUCGCGCAGGUUCAGGUCAGGGGCCAACUCAUCAUUCCCGAGGGGAACCGCAUUAGGACACGAUCCCAGACCAAGUUGCAGCCUGAUCAAUACACCAUCAUCCCUGCCCCACUCAAGAUCCUCAAGCUCCUCGUCGACGACCUCGUCACCGCGUCAGGAGCCCAGCCAGCCUCCAAGGUAGCAGCUGCGGCAGCGUCCCAGUUUGCAGACCUCGACUCAGACGACGGGUCCGAGGGCUGGGAGGAUGAGACCAACGACUUGGUCAACCUCGGCGCUGCCGUCUCUGCGGGCAACUUUGACUUUGGCGACAAGGUACGCAACGACGAGACGGGUGAGUACCUGAGGGUUUUCUUUGUCAAGGCGGCGCAGGAAAACACGGCGAACUUUCAGCACUGGUUUGAACUUCUUAGUGAUGAGGAGAAGGGGAAACUGAGGGAGCUGGCUCAGUAGGACUUGGCCAGGACGUACAAAGGGAAGGUGCUGCCCUGGAACUCGGAGGCUGACUUGCCCGUGGGGCAUUUCAGGCUUAUGGACUACUAUCAAGAGGUGCAGGAGGGGAGAUUUGGGGAUAUUUUUAGAGGGAUGAUGAGAUGGGAAAAGGAUAAGAAAAUGAGAAGACUGGUUGGGGUCGCGUGAGUGAAAGUGGGAGGGUUGGAUGGGUUUAUUAUGGG